Messenger RNA from Cotesia congregata, 342 nucleotides. The record is from the annotation of a GenBank genome assembly. Lineage: Eukaryota; Metazoa; Arthropoda; Insecta; Hymenoptera; Braconidae.
GUUGCUUAUAUAUUUUUUGGCGAUUUUAUGAAGUCAAUUGAACACACCGCUCAAUUCCUUGAGAAGAUGAUAAAUUCAGAUAAAUCUGAAAAUGAUUCUCCAGGAAAUUCAAGUCGCUCUGAAGAUUUUGAUAAAUUGAAAAAUGUUAAUGAUUCUGAUUUAAUUGUAGCACCGAUUUCCGAAGAAACAAGUGAGGUGUACAUACCGGUGGAGAAUGAGCAAAAAAAAUGUAAUGACAGAUUUGAUGUGUGCUCAGUUUCGUCAGUCAAUGGAAAGCCGGAAAAAUGUUGCCAAAAUUACACUUGCGUACCAAUAGGAUCAGGCAGUGGAUUUUGUUUGUGA